UCACAAAUACAUGAAUUAGGUCAAUACACCAUUUGAAAUCACAACUUCCAAACGACCCCUAAGUUCCACAAUUCAACGAACAAGAAUGAUUGCGAGAUUUUCUUUUCCAUCACAAACAUAAAACAGUUGUGUAAAGUUCAUGACAUGCGGUGUAAUUUACGGCAACAACCCUGGUGAAGCAAAAAAAUGAACGGUGAGGAACUUCCUAUCAACAACUGAACGUGUGAAACAAAUGGACGACUACAAUUCUAGAUCCAGAUUUUCCACCUCUUUUCCAACCAGCAAUUGGGACCAUAAGAAAUUUCUGUACCUAAGUUGAAAUAUCACAAGCAAAAAUGAACUACGUGUUUAACUCCAAAGCAAAAAUCCAAGUCCAAGCCCACCUUCUCUGUGGCUCUUAUUGCUCCGUCAUUCUCUUCCUCACACCCGCCCUCUAUAUCACAAAUUCACAACCAACAAAAGAUCCCACAAAUCUUGCAAGCCAUAGAAAAAGCACAGCAGAAUAUAUCACAAAAAAACUGAAGAAGAAAAACCCACAUCGCAGAAAGAGAGAAUCUUGGCCUGAUACACAGCAAUUUCUUCUCUUUCUAGUUGGUCUUCUUCUUCUUCUUCUACCUGCUGUGUAUAAUGGCUGUUGCUUCAAUUUCUGCAACCGGGGUUAAAGGAGGUUUUGGGACCUCAUUCAUGGGGGAAUGGGGCACUUCAGUGGCUGGGGAGGAUUCCACCAUGCUGGCGAGGUCAGUUCAAACCCAAGUCAGAGUCGGGAAGCCAUUGAAGAUGCCGCCAAUGAUGAAGAACGUUAACGAAGGGAAGGGUCUCUUUGCUCCUGCAGUGGUUGUUACUCGCAAUAUCGUUGGGAAAAAGAGGUUUAAUCAGCUUAGAGGCAAAGCUAUCGCCUUGCACUCGCAGGUAAUCACCGAGUUCUGUAAGUCGAUAGGAGCAGAUGCAAAGCAGAGGCAAGGGCUGAUUAGGUUGGCCAAGAAGAAUGGAGAGAAACUUGGCUUCCUUGCUUGAUUUGAUAGACAGAAGAAGGAAGAAAAAGAUAGGGUGCAUUUUGUGUUGGAACUCCAUUGUAAAGGAGAUGGAAAGUUGCCCUGAGAGAACCACCACCACCACCACUGCUGUAGUACUUUGUAUAACUGUUACUCUCAUUCUUCAUCCUAUCUGUAAUAGUUCCCUUGUGUUUUGACACUAUCAAGAGUCAAGACAUCACAAUUUUAGCUGUAGUUCUUGUUGCAACCGAGUUUUUGUUCUAUGAAGAAUAGAUUAGCUAUAAUUAA
Molecule: messenger RNA, 1280 nt
Organism: Linum trigynum
Lineage: Eukaryota; Viridiplantae; Streptophyta; Magnoliopsida; Malpighiales; Linaceae
Source: the annotation of a GenBank genome assembly